Molecule: messenger RNA, 3616 nt
Organism: Jaculus jaculus (lesser Egyptian jerboa)
Lineage: Eukaryota; Metazoa; Chordata; Mammalia; Rodentia; Dipodidae
Gene: Retreg1
Product: reticulophagy regulator 1
Exons: 9
Coding region: 1-1518 (505 amino acids)
Biological process (GO): negative regulation of neuron apoptotic process; reticulophagy
Cellular component (GO): endoplasmic reticulum membrane
Source: RefSeq, a predicted model, not a curated record
AUGGCGAGCGCGGCGCCCGGAGAGCAGGGCGCGCCAGGAUGCCCGGCGCCGGCGCGCGGGGAGCCCGAGCCGGAGCCGCAGCCCGAGCCCGGGCAGGAGCCGGAGCCGGAGCCGGAGCCCGGGCCGCCCACGUCCCCGGGGGUCGGCGGGCAGGACGCACCCGGGCGGCGGCCGCAGCCGGGGGAGACGCGGGCGGACGAGGCCGCGGCCCGGGUGGCGGCGGCGGCGCGCUGGCUGCUCGGGGAGCCCGCGCUGUGGCUGGGCGGCCGCGCCGACGAGCUGCUGAGCUGGGAGAGGCCGCUGCGCAGCCUGCUCGGCUUCGCGGGCGCCAACCUGCUGUUCUGGUUCCUUGCAUUGACUCCUUGGAGAGUUUACCACCUGAUUGCUGUCAUGAUGCUUGGGCGUGUUAUCAUGCAAAUAAUAAAGGACAUGGUUUUGUCUAGGACGAGAGGAGCGCAGCUGUGGAGGAGCCUCAGCGCAAGCUGGGAAGUUAUCAAUUCCAAGCCAGAUGAAAGACCAAGGCUCAGCCACUGCAUUGCAGAAUCAUGGAUGAAUUUCAGCAUAUUUCUUCAAGAAAUGUCUCUUUUUAAGCAGCAGAACCCUGGCAAGUUCUGUCUCCUGGUCUGCAGCGUGUGCACAUUUUUCACCAUCUUGGGAAGUUACGUGCCUGGAGUGGUACUCAGCUACCUACUGUUACUGUUUGCAUUUUUGUGUCCACUGUUUAAAUGUAAUGAUUUCGGACAAAAAAUAUACAGCAAGAUCAAGUCAGUUCUAUUGAAACUAGAUUUUGGAAUUGGAGAAUAUAUUAACCAGAAGAAACGUGAGAGAUCUGCGGCAGAUAAAGAGAAAAGUCACAAAGAUGACAGUGAACUAGACUUCUCAGCUCUUUGCCCUAAGAUUAGCCUCUCAGUGGCUGCCAAGGAGUUAUCCGUGUCCGACACAGACGUCUCGGAAGUUUCCUGGACGGAUAAUGGGACCUUCAACCUUUCAGAAGGUUACACCCCACAGACGGACACUUCGGAUGACCUGGACCGGCCUAGUGAGGAAGUUUUCUCCCGAGAUCUUUCUGACUUCCCAUCUGCAGAAAACGGCACGGGAACAAAUGAUGAAGACGAAAUAAGCCUGGGCUUGCCAGCCGAGCUCAGAAGCAAGCAGCGGCCGAUGGAUGGCGGCCACAGACCAAGCCGAGAGCGGCCAUCAGCAGCCGGGCUCACGCUUCCUCUGCACGGAGACCGGGCCUUGCACUUGAUGAGCAGCCUGGCUGGAGACGUCAUCACGGCCGCCGUGACCGCCGCCGUCAAGGACCAGUUAGAGGUCACCCAGCAGGCCCUUGCCCAGGCUGCCCCAAGCCCAGGGGAGGACACAGACUCUGAAGAAGGUGAUGACUUUGAACUCCUUGACCAGGCAGAGCUGGAUCAGAUUGAGAGUGAAUUGGGACUUACACAAGACCAGGAGACAGAAACACAGCAGAACAAGAAGUCUUCCGGCUUCCUUUCAAAUCUCCUCGGGGGCCAUUAGCCUGGGGGCCAGCUUGCCGCAGAGCAUAGAUGAACCACCAAAAAAUUUCAGACAAGCAAAAAAAAAAUAAUAAUAAUAAUAACAAUAAAAAAGACAAAAAAGGGAAAAAUUGUGAACUAUAGCUUUAAUGAUUACUUUAGAUUUUUUGUUUUUUCCCCCUUCUGCAGUGAAUUGGAUAUAUAUCAGCUGAUACUGAUAGAUUGAUAUUUCUGAUAGUUUUAUGUAAUAAGCAUGGAAAUGAUCUUUAUAUAUACAUAUCUACACACACACAUACUGUGGUAUCAGAAAUGAUUAGGGGUUGUUUUUAAAGCAAAAGAAAACACCAAGAUCCUUCCACAAGUAUUAUUUUUUUCAUAAUUAAUUUCCAAGCAUGCAAAAGUACCUCACUGAAAAGUAGUAAUUGUGAAUACAUGCUGUCAGCUCCCUUAUUUCGAAUACUUGGAAGCAGUUUUUUAAAAAGCUGAUAGAUUUUAAUGUACAAAGAAAUUAUGACGGUGUCUUCAUCGAAGGACUUGGGAAAUGCUAUCAAAAUUAAUUCCUAGGAAAAAUUUGAAAAAUAUACUUCAGUACUAUUGCUAGGUGGAAACAUUUCCAUGUUAUUUCUGCAGUUGUAGACAUAGGCUUACUUGAAAAGUGGCAUGCUCCAUUGACCACGGUAUGUAGUCUUGCAAGGGGUGGCCCUGAGCCUCACUAAGCAAGGAGUUAAGUAUCAUAUGAUGGUUAUAAUCAAAGGUUGGGUUGUUUUGUUGUUCUUUUCACAAUAUGUUUGUUGUCCACAAGGACGUCAUGAAGGCAGAUCUAUUCUGCCUGCUCAGACUGAAGUGUAAUCUUCCCCUUUUAUCUUGUGUCUUGGAGUCUCCUAAGAUUGCAGAACUAGUUAUCCUUUGAUGAUGUUAUCAGCAGUAAAGAAAUAACUGUUCCUAGUCUGUAUAGAAGAGAGGACCUUGUGUUGGGCUUACCAUGUAUUUAUUUGCCAUUGCAGUCUAAAUAUAUAUCUAUUUCUUAUUGGGGAAGAAAUUGAGCUAGAAGAUAUUUUUCCUUAAAACUUUUUAAGAUCACCUUUAAAUAAUCAAAUUUGACUUACAGCUUCUAGCAACCUAAAAAACUGAAACUAAGAUAGUUGUUUUUUGUAAUAUAAACUUUUCAUAGUGUUGAGGGACCAUGUCAGCAACUAUCAAAGCUCUCUUCAAUCUUCAGUUAUGGCUGGCAUUUCUAUAUUAUAUUAUAUGUGAGACCUUCCAAGAGGUAGGAUGAUCCAAGAAUAUACAAAAUUGGUAUUCUCCUUUUUAAGCUUCACCCCUUUUAGUCCUAAAGACUAAUUUUAAGUGACACAACAUUUUAAUUAAUCUAGCAUCUAUUAUUUAUUUUUUCUUUCUGAGGUAUUAAAAUAUCUAGACUGAAUUCUGCCAAAUAUCACAGGGAGAGAAGUCCCUGAAGACUUUGAACACUUGCUUUUUGUGACUGACGAUGCUUACGUGUCAUUGGUGCCUCAUGGCUGUGUUGGAUGUCCCGUAUUGACAUAAAGUGAGCCUGUGCCUUCAUUAUCUUGCCCAUUUUGGUACAAAUGUACAUUUGUGUUAGAUAAUCUUGGAACUUGUAAGUCUGGGAAGAAUAUAUCUGAAUCGUGUUCAAUAAGUUUCUGGACAUGAAGAAAAAUACAGUCGCAUAUUUAUAAAAUAGCUGUUACCAGUAUCUGUUUUUCUUUUGUAUGUGUGUGCUGUGUGUGACAUUGUAUGUGUAGCUGGGUGCGCUCCGUGCCCUCUUGUGGCAGUUGGAGACCAGUCGUCUAGGUGUUUGCUGGAGAUGGAGUCUUUCACUCCAUCUCCAGCUGCCCUUGACUGUCAGCAGGCCCUAGCAAUUCCCUGGUCGUCGACUCCUAUGGGAACUUAGACAAAUAGCAAUGUUCCGCCAUGUCUCUACAACCUAAUAAAGAAUGGAUUGUAAGGCUAGAGUGAAAGGUAGUCGUUAAAAUAUGAACUUAAAAGGUGUAGAGGUUCAUUUCGUGCAAAAAGUAAGUGCCAAGCAAAACCACAUAAUGGGAACAGCAGACAUUUACCAUGAAUUUUGUAUACAACAAUAAACAGUGUUCAAGAAACUG